AUGGCGGUUAUUCUGGCUGUUGAACAUAGCAAUAUUCACAAACGAAUAGCGUUGAAAAUACUGAUCAUAUUCGGAUGUUCACAUUUCAGAUUAAGCUUUCUAUUAUUUAUUACAACUACGGUUCUAUCGCUAUGGUUCAGUAGCUGCAUGGCGUGUGGACUCAUGAUGCCAUUGGUUAAGGCUAUUUUGAAAGAACUAGAAAAAAUGGGCAUUUUAGAAACCUACCAAUUGAUCGGUAAAACCUCUGCUUACUCAAGUGACGACAGCGAGAAACAUAUUCCAAGACCUUCGGAUUUUACCGUAUUUUACUUCAUUGGCAUUGCAUAUUCAUCAACAAUAGGUGGAAUGGCAACUUUUAUUGGUAGCGAGACGAAUCAACUCUUCAUCAAUUAUUGCGCAGCAGUGUUUCCAAGCGGACCAAAACUAGAAUCACCUCUCUACUUCCUGUUGGCUCUACCUGGUGUAAUCGUAAUGGAGAUAUUUCUAUAUUUGUGGCUGAACUUUUACUUUUUGGGGAUGGUACGUAACUACACAGCUCUGCAAGCUAGCUUAACCAAUGAUGAAGAGCAAUUUAUCUCAGUUUUGCUCACGGGUCAGUAUCAACAGAUGGGGAAUAUUACAUUUAAUGAAAUGGUUGUAGGUGCUACAGUUUUUGUGGCUGGGAUUCUUCAAUCAAUGAUAUUUACUUCAACUUCACAUACUGACGGAGUCAAAUUAAAAACCAUACGUUUUGUGCAUACAUCUGUGCCGAAUAUAAUUUGUGUAUUCAUACUAUUCAUGGUACCAACAAACCUAAAGUGUCUCAAGUUCUUUAAAAAACAAAACGACAAAACCGAACCUUUACCUACAUAUCCCAAUAAAGGCUGUUUGACAUGGAGCAUGGUGAGGAACAAUGUUGAUUGGAGUGUGGUAUUUUUAACUGCAAUUAGCAACAUAACGUUCGAUUCCCUUGAAGACACUAAAAUGACAGAAGAGUUCGAGAAGUUUCUAUCACUGUUCUCUGGUUGCCAUGUGCUUGUGCAAGCUUGCGUCGUUAUUGUUUUCUGCAAGUUAUUGACAGAGUUCGCCAGUAACGCUACAGUGGCGCGCUGUAUGCUGGCACAUAUUGCUAAUGUGGGUAUCAAAUCUAAAGUUAACCCGUUUUACCUGAUGUUGAGUGCCACGCUGUCCAUGUCUAUACCCUUUCACCUGGUCACCGGCGCGCCAGCCUACGCCAUGAUAUCGUCAUAUGUGCAUAUUUCGCAAAGAAAACUGAUGAUCGCCGGGAUUGGUCCAUCGGUGAUGGGGAUUAUUAUGAAUAUAUUUACAGUUUGCGUAUGGUUUAAGGUUAUAUGGCCAGAUAUUGACACAUACACCUACUAUUACAAAUGAUACCCAAACUAAAUAAUAUGUGCGUCAUUUAUAUAGUGUAGGUAUCACAGAACACUAAUACUCCUAAUAUAUUUAGGA
Messenger RNA from Bicyclus anynana (squinting bush brown), 1449 nucleotides. Its product is annotated as protein I'm not dead yet-like. The record is from RefSeq and is a predicted model, not a curated record. NCBI's taxonomy places the organism in Eukaryota, Metazoa, Arthropoda, Insecta, Lepidoptera, Nymphalidae. The transcript is spliced from 13 exons. Gene Ontology annotation, biological process: citrate transport; monoatomic anion transmembrane transport. Bases 1 to 1371 code for a protein of 456 amino acids. Gene Ontology annotation, cellular component: membrane. Gene Ontology annotation, molecular function: citrate transmembrane transporter activity; succinate transmembrane transporter activity.